Molecule: messenger RNA, 1757 nt
Organism: Chroicocephalus ridibundus (black-headed gull)
Lineage: Eukaryota; Metazoa; Chordata; Aves; Charadriiformes; Laridae
Gene: YKT6
Product: YKT6 v-SNARE homolog
Exons: 8
Coding region: 145-741 (198 amino acids)
Biological process (GO): endoplasmic reticulum to Golgi vesicle-mediated transport
Cellular component (GO): Golgi apparatus
Molecular function (GO): SNAP receptor activity
Source: RefSeq, a predicted model, not a curated record
GCGGGCGAGGCCCCGUGGCAGUUACCUGGGGUCGGUGUCACUUCCGGUCGCCGCGGUUCUGCUUCCGGGUCGGGCUCAUUUUCCCCCGUCGGCCGCCGCCUCCUCACAUCCAGUGCCGGAGCCCCGGGCAGCCGAGCCGCCGUCAUGAGGCUCUACAGCCUAAGUGUCCUUUACAAGGGAGACCCCAAAGUGCAUUUACUGAAAGCCGCCUAUGACGUGUCCACCUUCAACUUCUUCCAGAGGUCCAGCGUGCAGGAAUUCAUGACCUUCACGAGCCAGCUGAUUGUGGAACGCUCGGAGCUGGGCAGCAGAGCCUCCGUCAAGGAGCAAGAGUACCUCUGCCACGUGUAUGUCCGGAACGACGGGCUGGCCGGCGUGGUGAUUGCAGAUAACGAGUAUCCCCAGCGGGUUUGCUUCACCUUGCUGGACAAGGUGCUGGAUGAAUUCUCCAGGCAGGUCAGCAAAAUCGACUGGCCUUCGGGCUCCCCGGCGACCAUCAGCUACGCUGCCUUGGACGGGUACCUCAGCAAAUACCAGAACCCCCGCGAUGCCGACCCGAUGACCAGAGUGCAGGCGGAGCUGGACGAGACCAAAAUCAUCCUGCACAACACCAUGGAGUCGCUGUUGGAGCGAGGGGAGAAGCUGGAUGACUUGGUCUCCAAAUCGGAGGUGCUCGGGGCACAAUCCAAAGCCUUCUACAAAACUGCCCGAAAGCAGAACUCCUGCUGUGAAAUCAUGUGACGCGGAGCCUGGGGGCUCCUGCUCCGGACCACCAGGCCUUCGCUCCCCUUCUGCCCGCGCCCGGGACGACAGGAAGCAGAAGCCCAGCGCUGGGCGUCCUCGGCGCCGUGGGCUUACGUGACUUUUUUUUCAUCUGGAGGGGCUGCCGAGGCUGGCAUCGGGCCGGCACCUCGUGGGGUGGAGGGAGUGCUGGAGACCCCCCGCCCUCGCUUUUCCCGAGGGCGGCUCGGACCACGGGGCGCCUGGCCCCGCGCCCUCCCCGGCCUUUAGAUCCAUAACACCAGCCGGUGCCUCGGCGCCCCGGCACUGCCGGCCUUGGGGUCAGGGAGAGGAGCCGGGGCUGCCUGGGGGAAGCUGGGGCCGGGGGGGGCGGUCUUUUAUGUAUUUGUGUCCUAAGAGUGAGCCCGGGGGGGUGGGAGAGGGGUGAGGAGGGAAGAAGAGGUGCUUUCCUCCGGUGGGGGUACUCGCUGCUGGGCUAUUGCCCGUUGCCCCCCCCUGGGCGGUGAAUUGGAAGUGGUGGCCCCGGUGCCCAGGGAGGGGGGUAACCACCGGGCCCCUUCCCUCGCUUGGGUGGUGGGGUGUGGGGGAGAGCUGGGAUGGGAUGGGGGGGCUUGGGUGGCACUUGGCCCCUGCGGCCCCCCUGUCCCCAUGGCCGGCUUGCGGGGGGGUGUCCCCCAUGGUGCUGCCUGGGGCUGUGUUGCAGGCCCCCCCCUCCCACUUUGCCAAGGUGGGGAGAGGGAAGCUGGGGCAGCGUGGGGCCAGCUGGAAGCCAGCCCCUGGGCUCGGGUCCCUGCGCUGGGAGGGGAGCGGGGCCAAGGGGCGGCCGGGGGGAGCACCGAGAUCCCCUCCCCUGCUCUUGUCAGCUUGCGGGGGGGUGGCUCAACACCCCUCUUCCUCCUCCUGCGGAAGGGAAAAAAGCUUUCACUCGAGAUUGUAUCGUGAUCGGUGUUGCCUAUCGUUUCCCUGCCGCUGGCCGCACCGGCCCGGCGAGGAUAAAGUUGUCUUUGACGGUUGUA